AUGCUCUUUGUUCGUAAUGAUAGCAAGAGGUUCCGAUUCUGCCGGUCCAAAUGCCAUCGCAAUUUCAACAAGAAACGCAAUCCUCGUAAGGUUGCCUGGACCAAGGCCUAUCGUAGAACGCGUGGGAAGGAAAUGGCCGUCGAUUCUACCUUUGACUUUGAAAAGAGACGCAAUCGUCCUGUCAAGUACGAUCGCGGUUUGAUGGGAAAGACUAUUGUGGCCAUGCGACGUGUCGAGGAAAUUCAACAAACCAGAGAUGCACGAUUCUUUGAGAACCGCAUGCAAGAUGCCAAGGCCGAGAAGAAGAAGCAAGCUCGUGUUGAAAUUGAAAAGAGUAUUGAAUUGUUGGCACCAGCUGUUGCCAAUCGGGAAGAGGUUAUGCGAAACGUUAUCGACAGUGCCAAAUCACGAAUUGCAGCACGAAAAAAGUCGUCCAAUAAACUUACCACCACUCCCAAUAGCGCAAUGGUGGAGGGCUAA
This is a messenger RNA of Cylindrotheca closterium, 480 nucleotides long. The record is from the annotation of a GenBank genome assembly. NCBI's taxonomy places the organism in Eukaryota, Bacillariophyta, Bacillariophyceae, Bacillariales, Bacillariaceae.